GAUAGUGUGAUCGGGAAGGUAAGGCAAGGGGGACCACUUUUGGGGAAAAUUGUUUUUCCACAGCUAAUAGAUUUAUGCUGGCUGGGCAAUGGGUGAACGAGCUUUGGUGAACCUGCCGAAACGAUAAUGAUGUUCGAUGUUUUUGCAACUGUUGAACUUUUGCUGGGGUAAAUAUACUGAUUUGUGUUUUUGCCUUAAAAAUACAUUUCUAGCGGAACAAUAAUUUUAGCUUGCCAAUCUGCACGUAAAGAAUAUUUUAAUUAUGCAUGAGAGAGGAAAAAGCUUUCCGAUAUGUUUACAAAAAAUUGGUAAAAGUAAAUUACUUUCAGAAAUACUUUUUUUUCACAAAGUUCUUACGUGAUUUGGAUGUCUUUUAUGCUUCAGCACAAGAUCUCUUCUGGAAUUCACUCCGAAAUUUGGGAAAAAGGAUCUCAAAUUCACACCAUUAUUCGCGAUAUGGAUUGCAAUAUGUUUUCCCAACACAUGCCACCCAUCCAAAUCAAAAUAAAACAUGAAAAGAACCGCAGCGAUUCCAUCUAACGCAAAUCCAACUUUUACCAUGUGCGCGUCACACGCCGGCAUUAUAAAUAUUGGAAAUCGCUUACAUAAGGCUAAAAUCUUCGCAUGGGCCUUCUUUGCAAACACGUCAUCCGUUAUGAAACCCCCCACCGAGAGAGAGAGAGAGUUCGUUGCCGUUUGCCAAACCAAUUCGAACCACCUUCCUACGUGCGAAAAGACGGCACGGCAGUUUCUUUCAGCAAGUUUCAUUAAAAUUUCACCACGCCAUAAAAGAAGCGUAGCGCGAAGUAAUGUAUCCUUGGGCAUCCAGCGUUCCCGUUACCAUAAACUGAAGACAGGAAAUUCGCUGCUUUAAAAGUGAGUGUACACCCCUUUACACCUGUUCAUUUCCCGCCUCGCCCCAGGCUCCUGGAAUCGGCCGGAAAAGCAUGCCGAAGGUGCAAAAACGAAAGGAUCAAAGGAUCGUUGAUAUGCUUGCAAAAAUUGACUAAUGAAAAUCACAACCCCAAAGGCUAAUUAACCUCGUCCCCCGAAGGGGGGUUUUUCGGAGCAGGUGCACCGUAGCGGGAGUGGUUUUUCUUCGAUGUGGUUUUUAAGGCUGCAGGAAAAGCUGCUCCAGUACAGUGGGAAGGAUUGUCAGUGAAAGGUGUAAAAGAGCGGCAUCGUUCCGUGGCCUUCCGAGAAAGCCGAUUGCGAUUCCAAUCUGUUCGCCUUACGUGUGCUGGAAGUUUUGAAGCCUAAUUGAAUUAGCAUCCGUGCUGCGGGCUUAAAUCUCAAGACGGUGUUAACGAUACAACUGUAAUCGCGGUCAUGAGCUUGCGCGAAGAGUGAAGCAUUUAGCGAUGGCGAAAGUUUUCCAGCAAUCAAUCGAUUUAACACCGAUUGUAUGGAGAUUAAAUGUGUAUGCGGAUGGCAUGAAAAUAAGGAACAUAUCUAGGUGAAUUUGGUGACUUUUAUGGUGAAUUGUUAGCCCACACUAAUGCUCACUUUUAAUCAAAAACGGUUUUCAUUUGAAUUACUCGCCCGCUCUUAUUAAACUCCCAGUGCCACAACACUAGUAGGCUUUGCAACACAUUUUUACUCCACGCCCAACUUGCUCUCUUGGGAUAGGAUGAGUUUAAAAGCACAGUCAAGAUUUGGCUGCUUUUUAAUAGAUUCCAUACCUCUUGGGAGUGAUUUUUUUUGAGCCGUUGAAUUAGAAAUGAGCAAGGCUUCGGUGUUCGCUAUCGGACAGCGAAACUGACUACGGUUCCAUCAAACCAGCCUCAACCUACACACCGGAACACCCCGAAGGAAAAUGGUGACCGGUGGUCGUGCAAAAGGUAAUCGGAAUUUUCCAUCACACCACUGCACUGUACGCCAUGAUGUUGACCUGGUGACGUUGCUUAUACCCGCUGACUCCUUCCCACGCAGAAUCGCACGAUGGUGGCGUCGAAUUUGCCUGAUCGAUCAUCACAGCCCCGUAACGAGACUCGUUUUUCGCAGCGAUACAGCGAUAAAGCGCGAAAUGUCACGUCAGCUCACGUACUACCCGGGCACGAUACAUCCGCUAAGCUAUUUCCGGUUCGUCUGGGAAUGUCUGAUGAUAGUUACGUUCGCGACCGCUUUCCAGUUGAUCCCGUACGAUGUUACGUUUCUGUUCCGGAUAGGUGAUUACUAUCCUUUUACGGCUUUUCACGUGGUAAUUUUAGGCACGGAUUUCAUUUGCCUGCUUGAUGUGAUAAUAUCCAUGUACACCGGAACGUACCAGCGGAGAAGCCAUCAGGUCAGUCUCGAUCUGAAAACCGUCCGGAAGCGAUACCUGCGCAUGUGGUUCUGGAUCGACGUCAUCAGCUCUGCACCGGAUCCACUGUUAACAAAACUGAUUCCUCCAUCGACACUUGACAACUCGUUGGUGUACUGUCUGCACAACCUGGACUAUCAUCCCGGCUGUCUGUGGGAUCUUUGGAGCCUAAUGUCGGUGAUUAAAAUUUUUCGCUUUCAAACGUUUUUACGCUACAUUCGUCGGCUUUGUGAGCGGUUCGGGUUGCGUCGCAAUGUGAUUAAGUUCAUCGGCAUCCUCGCCACGGUACUGACCGUGUUCCAUUGGAGUGCGUGUCUGAUGUUUAUGGUUCUGCGCUUAACGCAAGGUACCGAUCCGGCACAGAUUGACGCACGUUCCUGGUCCCAGAAGUUACCGUUUUGGAAUCAAACUUCUUUUGUUCGCUACUUGGAAUGCUCCUAUCGGACCCUUUACACCGUAACGCACAUCACGCACGACUUCAACGAAUCCAUGACCUACGACGAUAUGGUGAUGUCCCUUAUCUACACCAUCAGUGGUUACAUACUGAAGAUUUAUCUACUAGCCGAGUUGCUUAUUUUUAUACGCAUUCUCUUCUCCAGCACAAGCAAAUACCACGAGUAUCGCUACGAGCUGAGCAACUACAUGCGGCAUGAACAAUUGCCCGCCGCACUGCAAAAGCAAAUUUUGAGCUUCUACGACUUUCGCCAUCCGAAGAUAUACAGCCGCUGGUCACUGAUCCGGUCGGUGCUAGGGGAACAGCUUUACGGAGAAAUCCGAAUGGAAAUUCUUGGACCGCUGCUCCGAGCCUGCCCACUGCUUCGGGCCACCUUUUCCGAUCAACAGUUGACAGCGUUGGCACUCGGGAUGGACUUUCAGCUAUUCAUGAAGAAUGAUAUUAUUGCACGGUGGGAGGAUACCGGUUCCGGUGAUGAGAGCCAGUGGAAAAUGGUGUUUAUUGUGACUGGAACGGUGGCCAUAUACACGAGCGGCUGGAAGGAUGUGUUGCAUCUGGAGAAUGGGGAACAUUUUGGCGAAUUUCAGCUGCUCUUUGAUGCGGACACGGUGAAAUUUCCCAAUUUGGUCGCAGUGGAAAAUACCGAACUCUACACAUUGUCUCGGGAGUGGCUGGAUAGAUUUCUGCAACCGUACCCGACGGUACGACAGAACCUAAUCGACCUAGCGACCGAACAUCUACGCCAGAUGGAGCAGAUGCAGCGUGGGACCGUGCUAGACACGCUGGAAAAUGUCGAGACGGUUCGAAUGCAACGCAGCAGAUCGCACCGAGGUACCGAGUGAGUGCAAACUUUUGCUGCCCAGAUAAAUAAAACCCAACCGAGUCGAAGCUUCCGGCCAGAGGACAAUCAAUCAUUUCCGGAACAGAACCAAGGUCGCAUUAGCAGGUCGGUUAUAUACUAUUUGCUCUCGCUAACAUUAUUUCUCCAUUUGAAUGGCGGAGACUGCCGAGGCUAGAGUUUCCCGGUAUUGUAUUCUUUUGCUUCUCUUGUUUCAUUUCCUUCUUUUUCCGAUUUAUUAAUAUUAAGUGGCAAUCCUAUUUGGCUGCCGCUGGUGCGAGAUGAAGCAGGAACACCUUUCAACGAAUUGUGCACGAAUUUAAUUAAACAUUUUGCUUUGUACGCGUGCGAAGCGAAGUCUUCCGAGACUAAUAAAUCAGUUAUCGGGUUGGGGUGAAUUAUGCUUCACGCGUUGGCGUGAAAGUAAUAGAAUCGUUCUUAGGCAGCUUAUAGACACGGGAAACGAAAACUCGCAAGCAAUGAUAGCGAAAGAGCAAUAACCGUUGAAGGAAAAGCAAAAUAAGAAAGGCCCCUGGAAGUGGAAGUGAUGAUGGUUCUGUUAAUUGAAAGCAUGGCGCCUUUGCUGUACGGUUCGAUUUCGAAUGCUUUAGCGCACGGCAAAGGCUUCUAAGCGAGCACGAAAUGAAAUUACGUGCGCUUGAUGCGAAACGUAUUGCAUACGACGGAUUGAAUUAAACCAACGAUCAGGCAAAUAAGGAAAUCGAACGGUUUGAACAGACACAUGUGCAGCGUGGUUUAUUGUUCGUUAAAUUUGAGUUCGUAUAAAUGAUUUCAAUCAAAAGGAAAACCUUUUCAAAUGAAAUCUACACUUGCAGUAGCAUGCUGGAUUUCAUUAUAGCGUCUGUUUGUAUUUUUGAGUGUGCAGGACUGUAUCAGAUAAAGACCAAAAAUCUCCCCUCGUUCGGUAAUGAUAGACAAUAGGGGUCGCUUUCAUCCGUUUGUUUGAGAUUGUAUCGUUUUUGAGUAUCUUUACUGAAAGGAUAAUUAAAUAUCGUGCUCCUGACAGCUUACAGAUAUCCAUUGAGUGAAACUUUUGAUCACAGUUUGGGUGGAAAAAGAAGCUA
Anopheles funestus (African malaria mosquito) is the source of this 4679-nucleotide messenger RNA. Its product is annotated as potassium/sodium hyperpolarization-activated cyclic nucleotide-gated channel 2-like. The record is from RefSeq and is a predicted model, not a curated record. The transcript has 10 exons. Lineage: Eukaryota; Metazoa; Arthropoda; Insecta; Diptera; Culicidae. Bases 1817 to 3598 code for a protein of 593 amino acids.